GUCCUGUCCUGACUCCCCUAGGGAUGAGCUACUGUUCCCUGGAAGUGUAUGUAGCACGCAGCCUCCAGUCCAGGAUGCUCCGUCACCUGUUCCCUGACUCUGCUCUGGCCUGGCCCAAGAGCAAAACGAAAGCCUGGAAUUGAUGAUGGUGCAGAGGAAAACGGUAGCCAUCAGACCCUGAGCAGCAGACAGAAAGUGGACCCGCCCCUCCUACCACAGCCCCAGGCUCAAGUGGGCGGAGACAGGGUGUGGAGGACAGCAGGUGCACAGGUCAGUUGCACCCAAGAACAGAACUUCCUCCAGCUACCCUUGAAGGUUGGCUUCCAGCUCAGGGGUCCUCUGCCUGUCACUCACGAAACACUGGGAAUGUCUUCAUUCUUGGGAGAUAUGCCUCGAGAUACGAAGUCACAGACUUUCAAACUGCUGGAGUCUCAGGGAACACUCUGGCUUUGACCAGUCCUGUGAGCAACAGCAUCCGUUGUGUGGAUUACCGUGAAACAGGGUUGACCUCUCUUCACAUUGGUGGGUUGGAGUAGCUCGCCCCUCCUGCCAUGGGACUCUCCCGGAAGGAACGGGUCUUUGUAGCCCUCUUGGGGAUCGCAGCAGCCUCGGGCCUCACCAUGCUCCUACUCGUCCUGGUGAAGGCCACCAACGUCUUCCUGCCUGCAGACACCAAGUUUGGAAUCGUGUUUGACGCUGGCUCCUCCCACACAUCCCUGUUUGUGUACCAGUGGCCAGCAAACAAGGAGAAGGACACCGGAGUAGUCAGUCAGACCCUGGCUUGCCAGAUAGAAGGACCUGGGAUCGCUUCCUACGCCUCUGACCCAACACAGGCUGGGGAAAGUCUGAAGAGCUGCCUGGAGGAGGCGCUGGCAUUGAUCCCACAGAGCCAGCAUCAAGAGACGCCCACAUUCUUGGGGGCCACCGCAGGCAUGAGGCUGCUCAGUCAGAAGAACAGCUCUCAGGCAAGAGACAUCCUAGCUGCAGUCUCCCUGACACUAAGCAAGUCUCCUGUGGAUUUUUGGGGUGCCGAGAUCCUGGCUGGGCAGGAUGAAGGUGCCUUUGGUUGGAUCACUAUCAACUAUGUCCUGGGACUGCUCCUCCAGUAUUCCUCUGGACAGUGGAUUCUGCCUGAAGAGAGGAUGCUGGUUGGUGCUCUGGACCUGGGUGGAGCCUCCACCCAGAUCAGUUUCGUGCCUCAGGGCCCCAUCCUGAACCAGAGCAACCAGGUUACCUUCCGGCUGUACGGGGCCAACUACAGCGUCUAUACUCACAGCUACCUCUGUUUUGGGCGGGACCAGGUCCUGAUAAGGCUCCUGGCUGAGCUGGCACAGCAGAACAGCUCAGCACCCCGGGUCCAACACCCAUGCUACCAUAGCGGCUACCAGGCCACACUGUCACUGGUCCCGCUGUAUGAGUCGCCCUGUGUCCACACUACAGAUUUCCUGAACUUCACACAGAACCUCACGGUUGAAGGGACAGGCAACCCCAGGGACUGUGUGGCGGCCCUCCGAAAUCUCUUCAACUCCUCCAGCUGUAAGGACCAAGAUUGUGUUUUCAAUGGAGUCUACCAGCCUCCUGUACAUGGCCAGUUCUAUGCAUUUUCCAACUUCUACUAUACUUUCCACUUCCUGAACCUCACCUCCAGGCAGCCACUAAACAUGGUCAAUGAAACCGUGUGGAAGUUCUGUCAGACACCCUGGAAACUGGUGGAAGCCAGUUACCCCGGGCAGGAACGCUGGCUACGGGACUACUGUGCCUCAGGCCUGUACAUCCUUGUAUUGCUGCUGGAGGGCUACAAAUUCAGCGAGGAGACCUGGCCCAACAUCCAGUUCCAGAAGCAGGCAGGGGGCAUGGACAUCGGCUGGACCCUGGGCUACAUGCUGAACCUCACAGGCAUGAUUCCAGCGGAGGCACCGACCCAGUGGCGGGCGCAGAGCUACAGCAUCUGGACAGCCGGAGUGGUGUUUGCAGUGCUGACCCUGGUGGCCAUUCUAGGAGCAGUUGCAGUCCAGCUCUUCUGGACCCAGGACUAGGGGAAACCAAGCGGAAAUAGAUCACAGGCUGCUCCGCAUCGAAAGCAGGGACAGCGUUCGGAUGCAGCGGCCACAGUAUAAAAGUCUGUGUUGUCUACCUUGUGAGCCACCAUCAACCAUCAGGAAAGGAAGCCUUUGGCACACAGGACCUACUGGGCACAUCUUGGAUGCCUGCCCUCAUGAACCCCUGACCUUUUAGGGCUCCAGUCCAUCAAGCAGACCAAGUGGGCCAAUUCCUGAUAGUACUGACUCCCCUCUGCCCUCAGGGUGGCUCUAGCUAUGGGGUGUGUAGUCUUCUAAGGGAUGGUAACAGGAAGGCUCUGGGAAGGGGCAGCUGUGGGACAGGGCGACCACUGAAGGCUGUGGCCAGCCCAGCAGGACUAGGGCUACCUCAGAGGGCUGUGGCCAGUCUAGCAGGAUUAGGGCUACCUCUGUAGGCGUGGCCAGCCCAGCAGAAGCCCCUGCUUCCUCGCUAUAAUCAAGCUAGACCAGGCAGCCAGAAUCCAGGUCUGUGGGCCAGCCAGCUUCCCUCUGCCAAAAACUUUUGGUUGGAUCCUCUUUAUCAACCCCAGGAGAUAGACCACACAGGGAUGAGGGGGAUAGUUUGAUCUUCUUUAUCAACCCCAGAAGGCAGACCACACAGGGAUGAGGGGGAUAGCUUUUUGUUUGUUUAAAUUAAAAGUGAUCUUGUCACAA
Myodes glareolus (Bank vole) is the source of this 2732-nucleotide messenger RNA. RefSeq names its product ectonucleoside triphosphate diphosphohydrolase 8 (gene Entpd8). Lineage: Eukaryota; Metazoa; Chordata; Mammalia; Rodentia; Cricetidae. Gene Ontology annotation, cellular component: plasma membrane. The record is from RefSeq and is a predicted model, not a curated record. Gene Ontology annotation, molecular function: UDP phosphatase activity; GDP phosphatase activity; ribonucleoside triphosphate phosphatase activity. Gene Ontology annotation, biological process: nucleoside diphosphate catabolic process.